UCGCUCACAGCUUGCUCUGCUCAUCCAUCUCUAAUUGCCAUUUCUCUGCAUGUAACGCUCCCUUCCUUUCUUCGAGUGAUUAAUUUGAUCGAAGUUCGAUCCUUAAAGCCGAAAAUGGUCACUGUGCGUUUCGUGACGGGUAUUAUUGGAAAUGCUACGACCCUAAUCCUGUACUUGUCCCCAAUGAUCACAGUCAGGAGGAUCUUCAAAAGCAAGAGCACAGAGCAAUUUUCAUCUUUUCCAUAUGCAAUGACUAUGCUCGAAGGCCUCCUAUACACCUGGUAUAGUCUUCCUUUCGUAUCACCCAACAACCUUCUCAUAACCACUAUCACUAGCACUGGGGUGGCAAUCGAGUUCAUAUACUUGUUGAUCUUCCUCGUAUAUGCACCGAAGAAGGAGAAGCUUAAGAUUGUGGGCCUCCUCGCAUUUGUGCUCACGGUGAUCGCAACAGUUGCCCUAGUUUCCCUCCUUGCGUUGCAUGGGAAACCGAGGAUGCACAUGUGUGGUAUUGUUACCACCAUUUUUACUAUUGUCAUGUAUGCUUCACCUUUAUCGGUUGCGAGGAUGGUGAUCAAGACAAAGAGCGUCGAGUAUAUGCCAUUUUGGCUGUCUCUCUUCACGUUCAUAUGCGGUAUUUUAUGGUUCCUCUUUGGCCUCCUCGGAGCUGACCCUUACGUUUAUGUGCCCAAUGGGCUUGGGGGCUUGCUGGGCAUGAUGCAACUGAUAUUGUAUGCCAUUUACCGCGACAAAAAAGCCGAGCCCAAGAAGGCUGUAGAUGAUGGUUUCAUAGAAAAAGUCGAGCCCAAGAAGGCUGCAGAUGAUGGUUCCGUCGUCGAGAUGAACUCCGUGGAUCUCGAAAAAGCCAACCCGAAGAAGCAUCAAGAUCCAAUUUAAUUGAUCAGUUCGGGAACCACCGAGUCUACGGAAGCUGUGAUGAAGAUUUGCAUACUAUAAAUAUGAUAAGGGCGGCCCAAGGGUAAAGGCCAUCCAAGCGACUGCUUGAGGCCCCCAAAAUAUAAGGCCCUACAUCUUAUUUCCUAUAUUUAAGAAUUUAUAUAACUGUAUACAUGCACUUGCGUAAAUACAUGGGCAUUGCACGUGAGAAUUCAUCUUC
Messenger RNA from Punica granatum (pomegranate), 1114 nucleotides. The record is from RefSeq and is a predicted model, not a curated record. Lineage: Eukaryota; Viridiplantae; Streptophyta; Magnoliopsida; Myrtales; Lythraceae.